Sclerotinia borealis F-4128 is the source of this 1008-nucleotide messenger RNA. Lineage: Eukaryota; Fungi; Ascomycota; Leotiomycetes; Helotiales; Sclerotiniaceae. The record is from the annotation of a GenBank genome assembly.
AUGGCCACUAGCGAAGCCUCAAACAAAAGCACGUAUGCCGUUGACAUGGUGAAGAAGUUCUCACAGCAUGCUGACGGCAAAACAUUUCUCAUCACCGGCCCAAGUGAAGACAUGACCGGCCCAAGUGAAGAAGGCAUCGGAGCAGAAAUUGCCCUCUCCAUAGCCUCAUCAUCUAAUCCUUCAAUGAUAAUCCUCGCCGGUCGAACCAAAGCGAAAGGCAUGUCCGUUAAGCUCCUCAUUCGUGACAUGAACCCCAAAAUCAACGUCGUCUGGAUCCCGUUGAAUUUGCUUGACAAUGAGUCCGUCCGGGCUGCGGCAGAUGCUAUCAAGAGACUGGGGAGUAAGAUAAAUUUUUUGAUCAAUAAUGCGGAAGUGAUGGCCGUGCGAGAUUAUACGACCUCGAACCAGGGCGUCGAAAGCCAAUUCGCUGCGAAUUACUUGGGUCACUUUUUGUUGACUAAUUUGUUGAUGGAUCGAAUUAUCGCAGCGAGAGAAGAGGGAGCGAUAAUAGUUAAUGUGGGGAGUUUGGGGUAUGAAUUAGGUGAGGUGAAGCUUGAGGAUAUCAACUUUGAGGAAGGGAAAACAUACAAUGCCUGGAGGGCAUUUGGACAAUCAAAGACCGCAAUGCUUCUCUGGAAUACUGCUCUUGCCAGAAGGCUGACCGAUAAAGGGGUCGCGACACUCGUCGUACACCCAGGAACCACUCUAGAAACGAAACUUCUUGGAAAUUCCAGCGUCGACCAAGAGCUUCUUGCAGAGGCGUACCAUUUUGCCAUCGAGAGAAAUAAUGGGAAACCUCUCCCACCUCAGAAUAUGGUUUUAAUACAGGAAGCAGCUGGCGCAGUAAUUCUUGCUGCACUCGAUCCCGCACUCAGAGCAUCAUCCCCAGCAUUUAUAGUUAACGGGAAAAUUUACACAGAGACCAGGAGCUAUGCAACUAGCGAACAGAAUGCUGAAAAAUUAUGGAAAUUGAGCGAAGAACUUGUCGGGGAAAGUUUCAAGAUCUAG